Messenger RNA from Staurois parvus, 66 nucleotides. The record is from the annotation of a GenBank genome assembly. NCBI's taxonomy places the organism in Eukaryota, Metazoa, Chordata, Amphibia, Anura, Ranidae.
AUGAAUUGGGUCAUGUUGUUGGUUUUUGGCAUGAACAUACCCGGCCUGACCGAGAUGAGCAUGUGA